AUGGCCUCUUUCCGAGACCCAAUGAGGUCGCAUUCGAUUAGCACCGUUGUCUCCAUAAUCAAAAGUUUGGCCCCCAGAUAUUUUGUCGCGGAGCCUGGGCUCGAGUAAAUUUACACCGUCAUCUAUUAGCACGAUUUCUAUGGGUUUUAUGGGAUGUUAUAGUUUCUGUUUCAUUGUCCAGGACCAGACAUUCUGGAACAUAGCUUGAAAUUCAUCCAUGCUCUUCUAUCGUCGAAAAUUGUCAUUCUCAGCUCACUCGGACUUGAGGCCCUCAUUAAUAAAAAGACAGAAAACCUCCCCAACUCACAAGAUGCCGAUAUUGAAUAUGGUGCCGCUCUGGUCGAAGCAGCGCGUGGUGGACACCAGGAAACGGUAGAUACUCUUCUUCAAUGUUUUAAACCUACGAAGGCUACGCUAGAACUUUCAGCCCGAUCAGCUGACUAUCGUGUCUUAUUUACUCUUCUCAAAUGCAUUUCUGGAUUGCUAGAGCGACAUGAGUUUUCCACUGAGCUUUCUUACAAAGUUACUUGGCUAGGAUUGGACGAUGCUGUUGAGUAUCUUAUCGAACAGGUUCGUGAUCAAAUUCAUACCCAAAUCCGCUCUUCGAUCUGCAACUCCGUUUUUUUUUUAUUCAAACACAUCCUUCCCGUUCCUUGAUGCAAGCUUUGCUCCGAAAUUUCCUGAUAGGCAAUACUAAUUAUCGGUUCUUCGUGCAGGAUGUCGCAAUUGAUUUCGAGACACUGCCGAAGAAUUCACCCCUUCACCAUGCUGUAAUGCUGAAUUAUGAAAGAAUUACAAAGAUUCUGAUAUCCGCAAAAGCAGACAUCAAUCGGCCAGCACAACACGGAGUCACACCGUUACAUAAAGCCUGUAUGAAUGGAAGUCUGGAGUCGGUGAAACUACUUUUGGAGGCGAAAGCCAACACCGAUUGCAAGUCCGAGGCACACUUGACACCACUUCAGGUGGCAGCUAUAAGAGGUGGACAUGAAAUCAUCAAAAUGUAGGCAGUAACGUACUUCUGAGAAUAAGCACGAUUACUGAUCCCAGUUUCAGACUUCUGAGUUUCGGAGCUGACAAAAGCUACCGGGGUGAGGCAACAGAGGCUUUAAUGUUUGCGACGGAAAAUGGUUUCUCAAAUUGCUGCCGUGUUCUGUUGGAAGACGGGGCUCCUACCACACUUUCGGAUGAUUAUUGUCCGCCAUUGUGGUGGGCAUGCAGAGGUGACAGUUUAAACGAAGAGAUGUGUGAACUCUUACUCGAAUAUGGAGCAGAUCCUAACUGGGAACCUGGGUACAACAAUUCACCAAUCCUAAUCGAAGCUGUUCGAGCUGGUUGUAGUGUCGAUUUGGUGAAAUUUCUAUUAAAAAAGGGUGCUGAUAUCAACGCAGUGGACGCGCCUUCCAAAUAUAAGACUCCAGUGAUUUCAACAGCUGCACGACUUGGUCAUACCGAGAUCGUAAAACUUCUUGUUGAAAGAAAGGCAGACAUUAAUCUCGCCGAUUUCCGAGGCGAAAAACCAAUUUGUUUCGCCGCUAGAGGUAAUUAUCCGGAAAUUGUUCAAAUUCUGGUGGAUUCAAAAGCAGAUAUUGAAAUGGAUCAGAAUCUAGAUUCCGGGUGUGGCCCCUUACAUGCUAGAUUUGGCUUUCCUAAGGUUGUACGUAUCCUUCUAAAGAAUGGAGCUGACAUUAAUCGGAAUUGCUCGGGGGGGACUAUCCUCUUUUUUGCCAGUAUGGGCAAUCACAUUGAAGUAGUCGAGCUUUGUCUGCAAUACAAGCCAGAUCUAGAGACCAUAUACCUCCCUAACAUAGCCAGAUUCUACAGCGGACAAACGGCGCCAAGCGUUGCAAUGCACCUAGGAAACACUGGAAUCGUUAGGCUUUUGCUUGAGGCUGGUGCAAAUAUCAAUCAUCAAGUCUACCAUAGCCUCUCCCCAUUGCAUUAUGGAUGCUUAGACCCGUCUCUUCCCGACGAACACUUGCGAGCUAUACUUGAAUAUCGCCCUUAUCUAAACAUACUUGACGAUGAUGGGUGCACUGCUCUGCAUUGUAUAUUUGCAAUCACACCAUUGUCGAGGAUUAAACUUCUGGUGAAUGCAGGAGCUGAUAUAGAAAUCCGCAACAAAAGCCUCGUGACUCCUUUGGGCAUUGCAAUUCAAUGCCGAAACGUUGAUGCUGUGGAGUAUCUCCUCUCCAAGAAUACACAAGUCAAUCUCACUGGUGGACCAUUUGUCGGAGCGCUUUCCAUGGCUUGUUUUUUUUUGGUGACUUGCCACUCUUGAAACUCUUGGUAGAGAAGAGCUCGGGAAUUAACGUGAACUUGACGAACCCCAAUUGGUGUGGCACAGCUUUACAAGGCGGUCUGUGCUCGCAGCAAGACCGCAGAUGAUGAUCAAUUGCCCAUGGUAUCAUACCUCCUAGACGAUGCUAAGGCUAAUAUUAAUGCAUCCGCCGGAUGGAUGGGAUAUGCACUAAAUAUGGCUUGCCUUUAUGGUGAUUCGUCACUUGUUAAGCUUCUUUUGAACAAAGGUGCCCAAUCAGAUGUUGUAGAUGUAAGCUAAUCGGUCUAUUGAGUCUUUUAUUCUUACAGUCUAAGUCUGUUACUCGAUUUCAAUCUCCACCUUUCUGUUUCUUCGCAUGUAUUGGUUCCCCUGCAUCCAAAUAUAAAUUAAAUUCUUUAAUGAUUCUUCCAGGUCUUUUUCUGAUAGGCAAUGCUAAUUCUCGCGAUCUUGCAGUUGAUGGGGAGAAGGCCGAUUCACCUCGCAGCUCUCUGCACAAUUGAUCAUUGGAACUUGUUGGCUGAGGAUAAACUUCUCGAGACUGAGGACCAAUUAAAAAGAAUACCACUACAUUAUGCAGUAGCUAGUGGCAGAGUUGACCUGACCAAAGCGGUACUGGAGCGCUCGAUAGCAGUUCUAGGCCCAACAGUUGUCAAUUACCCUGACUGCGAUAACUGGACUCCAAUAAUGUGGGCAGCACGAACUUGUGUGGAGUGGGGGACAACGACAAAUGAACAGCCUGAAAUCAUCAAGCUUUUAUUGUCGAAUGGUGCAAAUCUCUGGGUGAAAGGAGAUGGUCUAGAUAGAGCAUGGUCACCACUAAGAGCCGCUAGAUAUUAUGGGGCGCCCGAGGAAGUCAUAGAACUCUUAACAACAAAGGCUGGUGCCCGAUCUUUAAAUGGCGAGAAAUGGACCGUAGGUCUCAUACUUCGAAGAAAGCUUCCGUGUCCUUCGAUGCAUUCUGUGACGGAUGUCUGCUUGUAAGUUAAAACUUGCUUAUCUGUGCUCAACUAGUAAUUCGGUUCUAUUCACUAUUAACACUAAAAUACUAGCAAAUUGUGGGAAGGUGGUUUGAAUGUGAGACCUGCUCGGAAUUUGAUCUCUGUUUUAAGUGCUAUCGUUCGAGAGACAUUCUGCACCCGGAUUGUUCAUUCGACGAACGUGGCACGGAAUACGAAUCCGAGCCUGAACCAUCAUGCGGUAGUAAAGUAAAGACACAUGGCUCUGGUGUCAACCCAAGCGUUGCUGAAAGUGUUCAUGAGAGUUCUGACGAGGAAAGUGAAGAUGAAGAGAGCAUCUCAAGCAAUGAAAUUACGGGAAAUAGUGGUAGUUGUAAUGUGGCCGAAUCAAAAGGAAUGACGGUAACAACAAUGAUGAGGAUGAAGAAGACGAGAAGGAAUAUGAGGGUGACGGCGACCGAUGAUAACUGA
Molecule: messenger RNA, 3705 nt
Organism: Sclerotinia trifoliorum
Lineage: Eukaryota; Fungi; Ascomycota; Leotiomycetes; Helotiales; Sclerotiniaceae
Source: the annotation of a GenBank genome assembly